Necator americanus (New World hookworm) is the source of this 1323-nucleotide messenger RNA. RefSeq lists its product as uncharacterized. Gene Ontology annotation, biological process: peptidyl-serine phosphorylation; endocytosis; positive regulation of canonical Wnt signaling pathway. Lineage: Eukaryota; Metazoa; Nematoda; Chromadorea; Rhabditida; Ancylostomatidae. Gene Ontology annotation, cellular component: nucleus; cytoplasm. Gene Ontology annotation, molecular function: ATP binding; protein serine/threonine kinase activity. The coding region runs from base 1 to 1323 and encodes 440 amino acids. The transcript has 11 exons. The record is from RefSeq and is a predicted model, not a curated record.
AUGUCUAGCGAAGCUUUUAACUGGGCAUCUUAUGAGUCCAGUGAUCCUUGUCUGUGGGUUCAUCAGAAUGCUAUAGCAAAUUCGAGUACGUCUGCUUGGCCACAUGACAUCGACGCCUUUACAUCGGCUCGACUCGCGUCUUGUGUGCUAGCCCUUGAUCCUAUUCUUCUUUCACAUUUUGUUGAAGGUCGAAUACCCCAGGUUCAUCGAAAAGCCAGUAUGCAGAUGGAGCUGCGGGUCGGUGGACGAUUUAGACUUGGCAGAAAGAUUGGAAGUGGAUCUUUCGGUGACAUCUAUUUGGGAUUGAAUGUUCAAACGAACGAGGAAGUAGCUGUAAAACUUGAAUGUGUGAAAUCGAAACAUCCACAACUUCAUAUCGAAGGGCGACUAUAUCGAGUGAUGUCUGGCGGUGUUGGGAUUCCCGACGUAAAAUGGUGCGGUCUCGAAGGAGAGUACAAUGUGAUGGUGAUGGAGCUCCUUGGUCCUUCAUUAGAGGAUCUCUUCAAUUUUUGUCAAAGAAAAUUCUCAUUAAAGACUGUGCUACUUCUUGCCGAUCAGAUGAUUACACGAAUAGAAUAUAUCCAUGAGCGGGACUACAUCCACCGUGAUAUCAAACCAGACAAUUUUCUUAUGGGUCUUGGAAAGCGGGGAAAUUUAGUAUAUAUAAUUGAUUUCGGGUUGGCUAAAAAGUACCGUGAUUCGCGGUCUCAGCACAUUCCUUAUAGGGAGAACAAGAAUCUCACAGGCACCGCUCGUUAUGCAAGUGUUAACACUCAUCGCGGGAUAGAACAAUCACGUCGCGAUGACAUUGAAUCUUUGGGAUACGUCUUGAUGUAUUUCAAUCGUGGAACUCUUCCAUGGCAGGGCUUGAAAGCGGCUACGAAACGUCAAAAAUAUGACAAGAUUUCAGAAAAGAAAAUUUCGACAUCCGUUGAGGAAUUGUGUGCUUCCUACCCUGAAGCUUUUGCCACCUACUUACGGUAUAGUCGUACUCUUGGCUUUGAAGACACACCCGAUUAUGGGCAUCUUCGACAGCUUUUUCGGAACCUCUUCCAUCGACAAGGACUCCGCUACGACUAUCUUUUUGACUGGAAUCUGCUGAAAUGUGGCCUUUGCGGAUCUUUGCUGAAUAUCUGUCUUGUAGCUGGCGUUGUUCUUUGGCACACAGCACAGAACGGCGAAGCGCCUUCAACAUUCAGCUGCUCCAACAAUGGGAAGGACGGAGUGAAGAAAAUUUGUUCAGCAGUGCGGAAUGCUCACACAUCAAUGAACAGCGGGAAUGCAACUAAUGCAGUGGUAGAGCCAAGGGCAGUAAAUCGAUGA